This is a messenger RNA of Trichomycterus rosablanca, 1640 nucleotides long. RefSeq lists its product as uncharacterized. The record is from RefSeq and is a predicted model, not a curated record. The coding region runs from base 103 to 951 and encodes 282 amino acids. The transcript has 6 exons. NCBI's taxonomy places the organism in Eukaryota, Metazoa, Chordata, Actinopteri, Siluriformes, Trichomycteridae.
CACAAUGCCAAAACAAAAGAAAUAACCGAAAAAAAUGGGAAAGUGACCCUGAAUUAAAGCAUUGGAUAUCACCUGUACAUAGUUACCCUGUUGGAAACUGGAAUGUCAAGUGAUGCUGAGUUGAAUAUGAAGGAAGCAUCUCCAGUCAAAUCCAUAGUGGCGGAACUGGCUGGGAAGUUGAAAGAUCAUGCACAACCAAUGCCAAGGAACGAGGAGAAACCGGUUAUUGCACCUCCACCUGCACCCAAACCUAAGCUGAAGAAUUCUCCCUUAAUAGAAAAGCUUCAGGCCAACCUCACUUUGACACCCACAGUGCUGCUUACCUCAACUAAAAGUCCAGAAGUGAGACAACAGGCUGUGCCAUUCUGUCUAGUCAGCCCCUGUCAAACCCAGAGUCCCACCCUGCGGCCUCUUCAGCAGUCUGGUACCGAUGAGGUGCCCAUCAGCUUCGAGCAACCAGCUGAAGGCACCCUACUGCCCAGCUUUAACAAGAGUCGAGUCCGUCUUUCCUUCAACCGCCGACCACCAACUCGGCAACACAGGAAGUCCGCGGGCGAGGAGGUGCUCUCAGACACGGAGGGAAACUCGUCCCCAUGUGAUCAGCACAGUGUAGAUAACAGUCCUGACAAGGACUGUCAUAUAGAGGAGGUGUUGAGUACCCCACUGAACGAAACAAAGGAGCGCCUGACAGACCCCACUGACCCCGUCACUGAACAAGAAACAGAACAGCAAAAUGCCCACAAGGAUGUGAUUCAGGACAAUGGGGGGAGUAAAGACAGCAAAAUAAAUGAAAAGGUAACUGAAGAGGGAUCUGAAACUGUGAAAACACUAGAGGAAAAAGCAGAUGAGGAUGAUGAGAGCUCGGAGGAAAUGGAGGGAUUAGAAGAACAAGGAGAAGAAACACCAACGGAGGAGAAUGGGGAGGUACAGGAGGAAGCGCCUGAAGACUGAAAAGGAUUAAAUUAUUGCUGCAAAAGGUGGACAGUUGGUGCAGGACACUCUCCAGAUGAAUAACACUGGCUGAAUACAGAGACUUGUUUUGUCAGGAUGGACCUGCAUAUCUGCUCUGAUGAGAUGACCAGAACAAUCAUACCAAUAAAUCUACAAAAUAAAGUCCACCAUGUAGCUGCAACCAUCACAUGACAUACAUGACUGACCAUAGAGCCACAUGAUCUAGGAAUAUUUUCACAUAAAUGAUUAUAAAUAGAGUUUUUUUUAAUCAAAUGUCAAAUUCUGAACUUGCAUAACUUGCCACUGUCAUGUUUGUGCUGUUCAAAUAAUGCAAUCAGGUUUUUGUGUGGCAUCAGCGUGGUGCUGAUACUGUUACGGAGAGUCCUCAACUGUGCCACUGUAAUAGAGUAAAUUCAUUAUUAUUAUGAUUAUUAUUAUUAUUUUUUUUUUUUUUUUUAUAGCUAACAUGCUAUAAUUGAUAACUUGCUGUAGAUGAUUGAUUAUAUACUGAAGCUUGAUUUCAUUUAAAGACAAAUUUAUUACAAAUAUAUAUUUAACUUGGGGAAAUUGGGAUGUUUUGGAUUGAAUUAUAUAUUUAGCUAUUAUAUAUUUGUAUUAUGGCUUAGAAAUGAAAGUUGAUGUUUCUGUGCAAAAGAUCCCAGAAAUAAAGUUAAAGCCCUGCUCAACUA